Molecule: messenger RNA, 831 nt
Organism: Suncus etruscus (white-toothed pygmy shrew)
Lineage: Eukaryota; Metazoa; Chordata; Mammalia; Eulipotyphla; Soricidae
Gene: C5H2orf80
Product: chromosome 5 C2orf80 homolog
Exons: 8
Coding region: 40-579 (179 amino acids)
Source: RefSeq, a predicted model, not a curated record
CAAGCUCCAGCCACCUGCUCAGCAGAUCAGCCUUUUGUCAUGGAGAGAAGGCUCCUAAAGAAGGAAAUCCAGAAGCUCCUGGGAGAUUAUAUUGGCAUCAGACUUCGGGAAAAUGAAUUUGACCCAAAAGGAAGAAGGCAACUCACCUUUCUAGAUGAUAUGGCUCACUGCGACUUAGCCCUCAGCGUGGCUCUUCAGUGGCUGGACGGCUCUGAGGACUUGAGUUGGCCGGAGUGGGAGAAAGUGAGAACGCUGCUUUGUGACAAAUCUAUUUAUCCAAACAACAGAGAGCGAAAAGCAAUGAUUCUAUCAUCUUAUGCUGGGAUCCUACUGAAUAACAUCCCGAUUGAAGAAGUCUUUAAAAUUUAUGGAGCUGAUUCUUCUGCCACUUCUGGUACCACUAAGGUUCCCAGUGCUCCACCUUUCCCUGUCUCUCUACAUCCCUUCGCCAUGUUAACAGCACCCAAGGCAGCAGAAUAUGCCCGCAAACAGAGUGUCAAGCUAAGAAGGGGAGCAAUGAAUAAAAAUGUCACCAGCAAUUCUACAAGGGAAGUUCAAGCCAUGAAGUGGAAAUCAUAAAAUCAUCAAAUAUCUUUGGACACACAAUCAAAAUCAAAGUCACCUAGGAAGCUGGAACUGCAGUGUGGACCUUAAUAAUAAAAUCUCUGAGAGAGGAAAAGAAAUACAACUAUCAAUAGCAUCUUUUUUCUUUAUAGUUAGCUUUGGAUGUAAGCUACUCUGAAAUAUUCUUCGGUGUACUGGGCUUCUAUUAAAAAGAAGUACACUGUAUGACUGAGUCCUGGCAUUUAACAAAGUGUGCAUCUUAUGCUC